ACUAUCCUCAUGUACAAAUCUUAUAAGUCACAAUUUUGACCAACAAUAACAACAACUACAAAAGAAGAGGAUAUUAAUAUUGUUACCAUAAUAAUGCAAAAAAACACUUCUCAUUUCAUUCUUAUGAUCAUUUUGUUUAUCACACCUCAUUAUCUAGCCUUCAACACCGGUGGCGGAGAUGGUGGAAGGGAGAUGACCACCUCGGAAACAUCUCCAUCCCCUAGUGGUGGUGAAAGUGGUGCAACACGUGGACCUAACUGGGAUUACAACUGGGGUUGGGGUUCUAGCCCUGGAGGAGGAUGGGGUUAUGGCUCCGGCUCAAGUAGGUCGCCUAAUGGGCUAGGUCGAGGCUGGGGGUUUGGUUUUGGGUCCAGUUCUAGCAAUGGAUAUGGUUAUGGUUCUGGUGGUGGUGAUAGUAGUGGCUAUGAUAGCGACCUCGCGCCAUCAAUUUCAAAGGAGAGAGAUAAUUGUGGGUAGUUAAAUAUAUUGGAUGUGUUCUACUUAUGACAUGUAAUAUAUAUAUUUGUUUACAUAAUAUUAAUCAAGUAUUGUGAACUUUAAUGUACGUGUUAUAAUAGGGUUGAUAUGUCUAGUAUACCGUGAGAAUAUAGUAAAUGACUAUAAAUGUAUAAUAAUGGAAUAUAUAUAUAUAUAUGAUAAAUAUAAAU
Solanum tuberosum (potato) is the source of this 668-nucleotide messenger RNA. RefSeq names its product glycine-rich cell wall structural protein 2-like. The coding region runs from base 94 to 477 and encodes 127 amino acids. Lineage: Eukaryota; Viridiplantae; Streptophyta; Magnoliopsida; Solanales; Solanaceae. The record is from RefSeq and is a predicted model, not a curated record. The transcript has a single exon.